Molecule: messenger RNA, 417 nt
Organism: Indicator indicator
Lineage: Eukaryota; Metazoa; Chordata; Aves; Piciformes; Indicatoridae
Product: gamma-crystallin D-like
Exons: 3
Biological process (GO): lens development in camera-type eye; visual perception
Molecular function (GO): structural constituent of eye lens
Source: RefSeq, a predicted model, not a curated record
AUGGGAAAAAUAAUUUUUUAUGAAGACAAGAGCUUUAUGAAGACAAGGGGCCACUGUUAUGAAUGUGGCAUUAACCACCUCAACCUGUGGUCUUAUGUGAAACAAUGCAAUUCCAUCCAGGUGGAAAAAGGUAGCUGGAUGAUUUAUGUGAACCCCAGUUAACCAGGACACCAGUACUUUUUAAAAAAGAGAGACUAUCCUGACUUCCAGAAGUGGCUCGGUCUCUGUAACUCCAUCAGAUCUUGCCAUAUAUCCUACAAUUGUAUCUUGUAUGAAAUCCCCAACUUCAGGGGCUAACAGUGUGUACUGAAACCCAGGGAAUACAGGAGAUUCCUUGACUGCAGUGCAGUGAAUGCCAAAAUUGUCUCUUUGCAGAGGCUGGCUGACUUGCACUGUUAUUGCUCCCAUGCUAAAUAA